This is a messenger RNA of Cladocopium goreaui, 2097 nucleotides long. NCBI's taxonomy places the organism in Eukaryota, Dinophyceae, Suessiales, Symbiodiniaceae. The record is from the annotation of a GenBank genome assembly.
AUGUCUGACCUUGGCACCCAAGCUGAAUGGUUCUUCAUAGGUGCAGCCGAGGAAGCUGCCACGCAGACUUUGAGUGUGGAUGUGACGACUUCGAACAGUGCUACACAGACAGAUCUGCAGCUCGCAGAGGAGGUGGCAGCGUCCGCUUUGGACACAGCCACCAGACUCGAUGCAGGCCGAGCUCUUUUCUGGAUGGGCUUGGGCUUCACCUUCCUCGCAGGAGCCUGGCUCAUGUACCCAAAGAAGGACGCAGGCCAGAAUGCCCCGCUACCAGAAGAGACAAAAACAGAGGGGACAAAAGCUGAAGGGACAAACGUCGAAGGGACCAAGGUUGAAGGCGUGGGCCCUGCGAAGAUUGAAGAACCGGUGCAGCAACAAUUGCAGCAACCUCCAAUCACAAGAAAGGACUGGGUUGGGGCUGUGCCUACAUUGCCCAAUUUGGAGCCAUUUGUUGCCACAAAGCCGCCCCAGCUAUCCCAACUUCAAACGCCAGGACCUGCACCACCUGGACCCUCUCCGAGUGAAAACUUUCAGAGGGACUGGGCCGGGCCCGAAGCAAAAGACACUGACAUGGCAGACCCAGCCGAUGCAUUGACAGAGGACACUAUGAAUCGGAAGAUGGCACUUGUUUUUGCAGCUUCCGCCCUACUCCUGUUCACUGGUUUUAAGCUGACCAGGUCUUUGGGAAAGCGUGCAAACCUCGACAUGUUCCAAGAAGCGACUAAGGUGGCUUCCGUACGACCAGGCGGACCAGGCUACGCAAAGCCCGAUGUCCAGACAAGGCCACAGGUUGAACCCAUGCCGCCCAAGUCCAAACCAAAGGAACCAAGCCCUGUGGUUUACUCCAACUCUGGAUACUCUGGGCUUCAACAGGGCAAAGGCCACGUGGAGCGGUCACCUGAGACUUACUGUGAUGCCAACAUGGAGAUCCUCCAGAAGCAGAAACUGUCCAGGAACUCCACCACGGCAGAGGCAUCGAGCUUAUUCCUGUGUCUUGCAGCGCUGACGCACAAGUGUUGUGCCAUGGAGGCCCGAGGCCUAAACUUGCCGAGGAAGACCACGCAACAGCCAUUGCACGUGGACCUGAAAUGGUCCAAGUUGUACAUACCAUGGCGGCCAUGGCUCAGCAGCUGUCAAUAUGUGCAGGGCAGAAUUGCCAAACUGCUCAUUGCUAUGGCCUUGCCCGUCACUUUUGGGAAUUUUUGGGGACUGGCAACAAAGCCAGUGAAGCAGAGUAUCGAAGUUGGAGAAGACGACACCAUUGAUGUGCUGAGACAGCUCAUUGCCACAAAGUGGUCGGAGCCAAUCCUUGCAAGAAAUGUUUGUGUCUUGGGCCCAGAGGGCGAUGUUCGACGAGGUUCUUCUCUGAUCAAUGCUUCAGAGGUCUCGGCUGUCGUAUCCUUGCAAUUACCACUUGAUCGAGACUGGAACUCCCACUCUGAUUUGAUUCAGACUUUGCCGCAAGAUGUGCACCUGGUUUUCGUAGGUGAUGGGCGAGAAAUUGCAGGAAAACAGGGAGGGGUUGGGAAGACAAGCCUUGUCUUCCGAUGUCGAGAUUGUCUGGGCACUGGAACGGGUUGGACAGGAAUGGGGAGAAUGAAUGGAAGCGGACAUUUGAGAGAAGAUGGCACUGUCUUUUUCAACAACUGCGAAUACCCUUGGAAAGACAGCAGCGGAACAGUUGCAAUGAUGAGCCUUUCUGAUGCCUCAUGUUCUGUUUCAUCCCAGCGCAGCAGUUAUUAUGAUUCUGCAUCUGUGGUUCUGAUCCUUUUUUCCCUGGCCAGCAGGAGCUCCUUUGAGAACAUCCCCAAGUGGCGGAAAGAAGCCCGAGAUGUUCCUGUUGUGCUGGUUGGAACCAAGCUCGACCUGUGUGAAACCCAACCGCCGUCUUCCUGUGUGUCUGUACAAGAAGCCCAGGCAAUGGCUCGGGACAUUGGAGCCUUGGACUACCUCGAAUGCUCUGCGCUCAGUGGCGCAGGAGUUGAUGAUAUUAUCGAUGGAGCUAUGUGGGCAUUCGUUAUGGAUGCCCAAACAGAGCGUGGUAAAGCCAGGAUAACUCAGCGACAGAAUCGCGAUCAAGGCUGCCAAGUCGCGUAG